GAAUUCAUGAUGAGGUAUCUGGGUGGAGACUUCCUGAAAAGAGGAUAAACUGAAGGACCAAGACUUUGUCGUCUCACAUUUCUACAUAACGUCUGUGUUUCUCUGGGUUUAAGAUGCAGCUUCGUGGAGUCCUGACUGUCCUGCUACUGAGUCUGUGCAUAGCUCAUGGAUUAAGAUGUUACUCAUGUGUGACCACUGACCCUAAGAACUGCACCAACAUAAAGACUUGUGCAGCUGAAUUGGAUCGCUGUUCCUCCACCUCUGUAAACGGUUUCCUCACUAAGACCUGCAUGACCAGUAGCUUAUGUGUAGGUCCAAUCUUUUGUUGUGAGGCAGACUUGUGUAAUGGUGCCAGAUCCAUUGGUACCAGUGUCGCCCUCCUGCUGGUGACCUCAGCCAUCAUCAAGAUCUUUAUCUAAUG
This is a messenger RNA of Betta splendens (Siamese fighting fish), 421 nucleotides long. RefSeq names its product CD59 glycoprotein-like. The transcript has 3 exons. Bases 114 to 419 code for a protein of 101 amino acids. NCBI's taxonomy places the organism in Eukaryota, Metazoa, Chordata, Actinopteri, Anabantiformes, Osphronemidae. The record is from RefSeq and is a predicted model, not a curated record.